Messenger RNA from Alligator sinensis (Chinese alligator), 2847 nucleotides. It is a transcript of the gene GPD1L, whose product is annotated as glycerol-3-phosphate dehydrogenase 1 like. The record is from RefSeq and is a predicted model, not a curated record. Lineage: Eukaryota; Metazoa; Chordata; Crocodylia; Alligatoridae. The transcript is spliced from 7 exons. Gene Ontology annotation, molecular function: NAD binding; glycerol-3-phosphate dehydrogenase [NAD(P)+] activity; protein homodimerization activity. Gene Ontology annotation, biological process: carbohydrate metabolic process; glycerol-3-phosphate catabolic process. Bases 151 to 1080 code for a protein of 309 amino acids. Gene Ontology annotation, cellular component: cytosol; glycerol-3-phosphate dehydrogenase (FAD) complex.
GGCGGGCCCCCGUGGGCAUGGCCUCUGCCUCCCCAGCGGGCAGGGUCCUGGUGGCAGGGCCCUGCUCCCUCCUCCCGUGCCCCCUUCGCAGCGGAGCUGAGUGGGUUUCAAAGGCUGCUGGUCAGCAAAGCAGGGGGAAGUGCCUGCAGCAUGUGUGGAGAAGGGGGCUCUGCUGUUGCCAAAAUAAUCGGCAGUAAUGUGAAAAAAAUGCAAAAGUUUGCUUCCACAGUAAAAAUGUGGGUCUUUGAGGAAAAUGUUAAUGGGAGAAAACUGACAGAUAUAAUAAAUAAUGAACAUGAAAAUGUAAAAUAUCUACCUGGAUACAAGCUGCCAGAAAAUGUGGUUGCUAUCCCCAACCUUAAUGAAGCUGUGCAAGAUGCAGACAUGUUGGUCUUUGUCAUUCCGCAUCAGUUCAUUCAUAAGAUCUGUGAUGAGAUCAGAGGGAGGGUACCCAGGCGAGCUGUUGGUAUAACUCUUAUCAAGGGGAUAGAUGAAGGCCCUGAGGGACUCAAGCUGAUUUCUGAUAUUAUUCGAGAGAAAAUGGGAAUAGACAUCAGUGUGCUGAUGGGAGCUAACAUUGCCAAUGAGGUAGCAGCAGAGAAGUUCUGUGAAACCACAAUAGGCAGUAAAAUCCUGGAAAAUGGCCUUCUCUUCAAAGAACUCCUGCAGACCCCAAAUUUCCGAAUAACUGUAGUGGAUGAUGCAGAUACAGUUGAGCUUUGUGGUGCUCUUAAGAACAUAGUGGCCGUAGGAGCUGGGUUUUGUGACGGGCUUCACUGUGGUGAUAAUACCAAAGCUGCUGUUAUUCGACUUGGCCUAAUGGAGAUGAUUGCAUUUGCAAAAAUUUUUUGCAAGGGGCAGGUAUCUACAGCUACUUUUCUGGAGAGUUGUGGAGUGGCUGACCUGAUUACCACAUGUUACGGAGGCCGUAACCGAAGAGUGGCUGAAGCAUUUGUUAAAUCAGGGAAGUCCAUUGAAGAAUUGGAACAGGAGAUGCUUAAUGGUCAGAAACUCCAAGGACCACUGACUUCUGCAGAGGUGUUUCGCAUCCUCAAGCAGAAAGGGUUGGUGAAAAAGUAAGUAAGAGAAUCUGUUGCAAGUUCUUAUCUCCUCUUUUUUAACUCCUUGCUUUUUGCUAAGAUACCUUGCUUCAAGAAGGUAGUAGUCAAAAAGUAAAAUAUGACAAUGAAAGUGGCUUAAAUCCCAAUAACAAUGCAUAAAUUAAAAGACUGGAUCAAUAGGACUUCAGAUUACAAGUACUAGAGCUAAGAGUGCAGUCUUCAUAUGGUGAAUGCUCCUACAAAGCUAUCCUGGUACACUAUUGUGCCCAGUGCAUUGUAAAGUAGAGCAGAGGAAGUGCGCUUUAGUUCAACUGAGAUAGAUGGAGGAGUUUCUAUAAAUGGGCUGCCAUGGAGUCAAGGAUUAAUGAGAAACUAUUGUCACAGAGGCAGAACAUAGUAUAGGGGAAGGGGGAAGGAAUGGUAGUGGCUAUGGGGACCUAGCCUAUUGGAAUUUGUGGUUUGGUGAUGGCUGGUUUUGGCUUUACUCUGGGAGAAGAUUAAAGCAAUAUUUGAUUUUUUUUUUUUUUUCUGGUGGGGAAAGUAGCUAGUUUAUUGAUAAAUUUGUAGUUGUUCUUUGACUGUUUGACCAUAAUAAAUGUUCUAGUGGCUAUAAACAGGUAUUGUCUAACGCUCUGUUCAUUGCUACUCAGAAAGGAACCAGAAGCGUUAUGAAUCAGAAAUGAAGAUUGCUAUAACCACUAGCAAAUUAAAAAUAAUGAGAACAAAUUUGGUCUCUCUUUGAAAGUGAGUGGAGCAGGGCCUGUUCAUAUCAGGUGCUGAGCACCCUGCAUUAGGUGCUGUGUCAACCCAUAAGAGAAAAGCAUUAUCCACAUUACCCAGCUUGAUAAAUAUUUAUAAUCCCUGGAGUGCACCUGGCAUGUAUUGGUUAAUCUCGUUAGAUCAAGAAUGCUGUUUCCACAUUUGCUGCUUGGCUGCUUGGUGACUGUUUACAUAGUUCAGCAUAGAAUCAUAGAAAAAUUGGCCUGAAAAGGACAUCCAAAGGUCAUGUAGCCCUGCUUAAGGCAGGAUCAUCCCUGUCUAAACCAUCCUUGACCAAGCAUUCUGUUCUUAAACUCUGGGAACAACUGUCACACACAGCCACCAGCCAUAAUGCCCCAAACACCAAAAACACCUUUAACUUGCCACUGGUAAAGCAGGGGGAUGAGAGCACUGUCAGGGUCCUACUACUGCAAGGACAGAAAGUACUUGUUAAAAUAAGCUCAAAAGAGCCUAGUGAACAUUGCUUAUUCCAGAGUAAAACAGCAUGCAAAAUGUACAUAUCAUAUACAAAGUAAGAUUACUUUGUUUAUUUUGGUUGUCAGAGAGAAAAAUAUUAUGAUUGUAUCAGAUUGGGGUUUUUUUUAGUCUUUUUAGAAGAUAGAGGAAAUUCUGCUAGUUAAUCAGUGUGUACAGAUAACCUGAAAGGCUUUUGACAAAACUGGCUAUGGUGUGUGUUUGGAACAAUGUUAAAGACUCGUUUUCAGGCUUUCUCAAGUGCACAGAGCAUUAUUUCUUGCUUGGAAGCAAACGGGAAUAGAUUGUGGUGCAAAAAGGAAAUCUUUUUAUCUGCAUGAGAUUUAUAACCUUGAGGCAGUGGUUCUCAAACUGCCCCCUUGAGGAGCCGUCAAGGAACGUUGGGGGUGCAGCGCAUGGGGGGCAUGGGCAAGAAGUUUGCAAGGAGCUGGUGCCACUGCAGCCUUGGGAGGGGGGGAAGUGUGAGGGUGGGGAGCCCUGGGCAGGCUCUGCCAGUGGGCUGCUGCUGUACCUCUGGGAGCCUGGGACAUCA